Messenger RNA from Marmota monax (woodchuck), 3552 nucleotides. RefSeq names its product cytochrome P450 2C18. The record is from RefSeq and is a predicted model, not a curated record. The coding region runs from base 45 to 1517 and encodes 490 amino acids. Gene Ontology annotation, biological process: xenobiotic metabolic process. Gene Ontology annotation, cellular component: intracellular membrane-bounded organelle; cytoplasm. The transcript is spliced from 9 exons. Lineage: Eukaryota; Metazoa; Chordata; Mammalia; Rodentia; Sciuridae. Gene Ontology annotation, molecular function: heme binding; iron ion binding; oxidoreductase activity, acting on paired donors, with incorporation or reduction of molecular oxygen, reduced flavin or flavoprotein as one donor, and incorporation of one atom of oxygen.
UGAUUGCAAGUUCACUGUUGUUUCAGUAAAAGAAGAAGGUUUCAAUGGAUCCAGUUGUGGCCUUGGUUAUCAGUCUCUCCUGUAUUCUUCUCCUCUCACUAUGGAGACAGAGAUCUUGGAGAGGGAGACUCCCACCAGGACCCAUGCCUCUCCCAAUUCUUGGGAAUAUCCUGCAGAUAGAUGUUAAAAACAUCAGCAAAUCCUUAACCAAUUUGUCAAAAGCCUAUGGCCCUGUGUUCACUGUAUAUUUGGGUUUGAGACCCACUGUGGUGUUGCAUGGAUAUGAAGCUGUGAAGGAAGCCCUGAUUGAUCAUGGGGAAGUAUUUUCUGGAAGAGGCAGUUUCCCUGUGGUUGAGAGAGUUACUAAAGGACUUGGAAUCCUUUUAACUACUGGAAACAGAUGGAAAGUGAUGAGGCGCUUCUCAGUCAUGACUCUGAGGAAUUUUGGGAUGGGGAAGAGGAGCAUUGAAGACCGAGUUCAAGAGGAAGCCCGUUGCCUUGUGGAGGAGUUGAGGAAAACCAAGUCCUCACCCUGUGAUCCCACUUUUCUCCUGAGCUGUGCUCCCUGCAAUAUGAUCUUCUCCAUUAUCUUCCAUAAUCGUUUUCAUUAUAAAGAUCAGCAUUUUCUAAACCUAAUGCGGAAAUUAAAUGAAAAUGUGGCUAUUCUGAGCUCCCCAUGGAUCCAGGUCUGCAACACUUUUCCUGCUCUCAUUGAUUAUUUUCCAGGGAGCCAUAAAACAUUCCUUAAGAAUGCUUAUGACAUAAAACAGUAUUUUUUGGAGAAAAUAAAAGAACACCAAGAAUCUCUAGAUAUGAACAAUCCUCGGGACUUCAUUGACUAUUUCCUGAUUAAAAUGGAAGAGGAAAAGAACAAGCCACAGACUGAAUUUACCACUGAAGCCUUAGUAAGCCUUGUGAAUGAUCUGUUUGGAGCUGGAACAGAGACAACAAGCACUACUCUGAGAUAUGGACUCCUGCUCCUAUUGAAGCACAUAGAUGUCACAGCUAAAGUCAAGGAAGAGAUUGACCAUGUGAUUGGCAGACACCGCAGCCCCUGCAUGCAGGACAGGAGCAGUAUGCCCUACACAGAAGCUGUCCUGCAUGAGAUCCAGAGAUACAUUGACCUCGUUCCAACCAAUAUACCCCAUGCAGUGACCUGUGACAUUAAUUUCAGAAACUACUUCAUUCCCAAGGGCACAACCAUAAUAACAUCACUGACAUCUGUGCUGCAUGACAACAAAGAAUUCCCCAACCCAGAGAAGUUUGACCCUGGCCAUUUCCUGGAUGAGAGAGGCAAAUUCAAGAAGAGUGACUACUUCAUACCUUUCUCAACAGGAAAACGGAUUUGUGCAGGAGAAGGUCUGGCCCGCAUGGAACUGUUUUUAAUCCUGACCACCAUUUUACAGAACUUUCACCUGAAAUCUGUGGUUGACCCAAAAGAUAUUGAUACCACCCCAGUUUUCAAUGGAUUUGUCUCUGUUCCACCUGCAUACCAAAUCUGCUUCAUUCCUGUCUGAUGAAGAACAAUCUGGCUGCUGCUCUGCUCUCAUCUGGAAUCUUCUCUUUGGGGCAUGCUCCAUCUCCUUCUCUGUCAGGCAGGUCUUCUCUGACCUGCUUCUCACCAUUCUAUUUCUUUGAAAUCCAGUGACUAUCCAACACCCGUUGGAGAGAGUUUCCUCAGUUGUCACAAGGGCAUGCUUCCUAUUCACUUACUUAUUGUAAGACUUAAAUGAGCCGCUCUGUAUUUUAAUAAUCUUGUGUAUUAUUACUGUGAUAUAUCACUAUUAAACCAAGGGAAACCUUUGGGAAAUUAUGUAAAGUAAAAUAAGUCAGGCAUAGGAAGAUAAAGGCACAUGGUUUCACUUUUGUGUGUAAUAUAAAGAAGUCAAACUCUUAGAGUAGUGAUAAGUAAUGGUUACCACAACUUGGGAAGGGGUGACAGUGUGAAUGGAUGUGUAAGGAGGAGAAGUUAGUUAAAGGUGCAAUGUUUUAGGCAGAGAGGAGGAAUGAGUUCUAAUGAUCUAGUGCAGAACAUGGUGACUAUGUUCACAAUAACGUUGCAUACUUCAAAAUUCCUAAAGGGGAGAUAUUAAAUAUUCUGCCCACAAAUAAAGGACAAGUAGUUGAGAUGAUGAUCAUGUUAAUAAUCCUGAUUUAAUUAUGCCACCAGGUAUGCAUGUAUCACAGUUUCACAAUAUACCUCGAUAGUGCAAGUGAUCAGUACUUGUCAACAAAAAAAAUAUUGAACUAGAUUAAAAAUUAAAAGUGCAAUCAAAAACUACAUUGUAUCAAUUUUUAACACUCUUGAUUGGCAAAAGAAAAUAUAUUAAUCAGGUAUUGACAGAAGGAACAAGAGGUAGCCUUAUAUCUGAUAAUUAUUAAUGAUGCUACUCUUAGUAUCUUACCAAAAUUUAUAAUUUUCCCUUCACCACCACCUUCCCCAUCAUUCAACUUCUAUUUCCCCUACCCUGCUUUUUCCAUUUGCUCUUUUUUUAAAUUACUCUUUUUCAUAAACAUAUGAGAUAAAUAGUAUUUGUGUUAGGCACCAUUACUGCCUUAAUAAAUUACCACAAAUAUAAUGAGUGAGAAACAUGGAUUAACUAUCUUAUAGUUCUGAGGUUCAAAGAUCCAAUGCCAUCUCCUCUGGGCUAAGAUGAUUCUGUCAGCUGAGAUGGUUCCCUUUGAAGGUGCUAGGGGAGAUCCAUUAACCUAUUUGUUUUCCUCCUGUACAUUCUGCCAGCAUCCCUUGGCUUCUGAGUCCUUUGUCACAUCAAUUGAACAUCAGUCAUCAUAUCUGCUCUCUCCUUAUAUCCUCUCAUUUUUGUUUUAUACAAACCUUGUUGAACCUAGGUGUGGUGGUACACUCCUGUGAUCCUAUUGGCUUGGGAGUCUGAUGGGGAAUGAUUGCAAGUUCACAGCCAGCCUCAGAAAUUUAGAGAGUACCCAAGCAUCUUAGAGACAUCCUGUAUCAGAUAAUACAUAAAAAGUGCUAGGGAUGUGGUUCAGUGGUUAAGCACAUUUGAGUUAAAUCUCUGGUAACUAACCCCCUGCAACAAACAAAAACCUUGAUGAUUGCAUUAGACACACCUACAUAAUACAGUAGAAUCUAUCCAUGUCAUGAUCCUUGACAUAAUCAUACCUACAAUGUCCCUUUUAUCAUGUAAAGUAAGAAAUUCAUUGGUUCACAGGUUUCAAGGAUUAAGAUGUAGAUGUUUUGUGAGGUUAUAAUAAAGCCUAAGAUAUCAUAUUAUAUCCUACAACUAUGAAGAUAAUUCAGACAAGGCUUUCUUAAGUAUCUUGUUCUGGUUCACACAUCAGAACAAGGAGGUGAAUCCCAGGACUAUCUGGCUUUAAAAUAAAGUUUUCUAAUCAGUUGAUUUUAAUUCUUAUUGGACUCAGCAUCUUUUAGUUUUGUUGUCUUUAUUGGCAGGUAAUUGAUAUACAGUUAAUAUUUGUUAAUAUUUAAUGGAAAGGUACUUUAAAAAUAAAAAGUGCAGGGGCUGGGGAUGUGGCUCAAGCGGUAAUGUGUUCACCUGGCAUGCGCAGGGCGCU